Molecule: messenger RNA, 456 nt
Organism: Camelina sativa (false flax)
Lineage: Eukaryota; Viridiplantae; Streptophyta; Magnoliopsida; Brassicales; Brassicaceae
Source: RefSeq, a predicted model, not a curated record
AUGGCAGAAAGAUUCAGCAAAUUAAACGAUAGAGAGCGACGCAAGAAAAGCACAAACCUUUCUCUGUUUCUGAAUAAGAAGACCCUCAAAGAGAAGAAGACAUCUUUUGAUAUCAAGGACAACAAUUUCUCUGAGAAAGUAUUGGAGAUGGAGGCUUCGUUAGAGAGUGCUCUACGGCAACAUCAGAGCAAAGUUUCAGUCAUUCUCUAUAACCAUGACAACGGUAGCUUCUACCAACUCCCUCACUCUGUUUCUAGCUUUGACCCAUCGAUGAGUACGGCUUUACUUGGAGCACAAGGACUUUGUCUAAGAAGUAACGACUCGGAUCUUCCCAUGGUGUUUCCUCCUCAGAUUCAGACACAAACCCCACCACUUGUCCACUUUGAUCAGUUUGCGGGGUGGAAUCAAACUCCGUCGUCUUUUGCUGAUCCAAUGAUGUUCUCUUAUUACAGUUGA